GCACAUCUCUUCGCGGCAUUUGUCAAGAGGCAGUGAGGCUGCAGAAGCCUUUUCCUUAGUUGUGGGGGCCCAUUUUUAUUAUUUUCAUUUGUGUCUGGCUAAAAAGUGUGUCCCUAGUCCAAUAGCAGGAGCAGCCCUUUCUGGAGAGCACAGGACAGGAUGCCUGUGCUAGACAGGUUUUUUAAUUUAACAGAGCUGGGCAGGCUGUGGAGGACAGGGGAAGAGCCAAUGCCCUUUCCCAUGGGCAGCCUGCCCAGCUAUCAGCCGGGGACUCUAGCCUGCGAGUUGCCUGAGAUGAUCAGGAUGGUAAAGCUCAUUUGGAAAUCCAAAAGUGAACUACGAGGGACCAAGCAAAGAGGGAUUUUGGAAAAUGAAGAUGCUCUGGGCAGUUUAUCAGGAGAUGCACGGGUGAGAGGUCAGACAGGGGUUCUCUCUGAGCGCCGUGGUUCCUACCCGUUCAUAGACUUCCGUCUUCUCAACAAUACAACACACUCAGGGGAAAUUGGCACCAAGAAAAAGGUGAAAAGACUAUUAAGCUUUCAGAGAUAUUUCCAUGCGUCCAGGCUGUUGCGUGGAAUUGUACCACAAGCCUCUCUGUACUUACUGGAUGAAGACUACCUUGGACAAGCAAGGCACAUGCUAUCCAAAGUGGAAAUGUGGGAUUUUGACAUUUUCUUGUUUGACCGUUUGACAAAUGGAAACAGCCUGGUAACAUUGCUGUGCCAUCUCUUCAAUGUGCAUGGGCUUAUUCACCAUUUCCAGUUAGACAUGGUUACAUUACAUAGGUUUUUAGUUAUGGUUCAAGAAGACUAUCACAGCCAAAACCCAUACCACAAUGCUGUCCAUGCUGCUGACGUCACUCAAGCUAUGCACUGCUAUCUAAAGGAGCCCAAGCUUGCCAACUUCCUCACCCCUCUGGACAUUAUGCUUGGACUGCUAGCUGCUGCAGCUCACGAUGUAGACCAUCCAGGGGUCAACCAACCAUUUUUGAUCAAAACCAACCACCAUCUUGCCAGCUUAUACCAGAAUGUCUCUGUGUUAGAAAAUCAUCACUGGAGAUCAACAAUAGGCAUGCUUCGAGAAUCCAGGCUACUUGCCCAUCUACCAACGGAAAUGACCCAGGAUAUCGAACAGCAGCUGGGCUCCCUCAUCUUGGCAACAGAUAUCAAUAGACAGAAUGAGUUUUUGACCCGGUUGAAAGCUCAUCUCGAAAAUAAGGAUCUGAGAUUGGAGGAUGCACCAGACAGACAUUUUAUGCUGCAGAUCGCGCUGAAGUGUGCUGACAUUUGCAAUCCUUGCCGACUCUGGCAGAUGAGCAAGCAGUGGAGUGAAAGGGUCUGUGAGGAAUUCUACCGGCAAGGUGAUCUGGAACAAAAAUUUGAAUUGGAAAUAAGCCCUCUUUGUAAUCAGCAGAAGGACUCCAUACCUAGUAUACAAAUUGGUUUCAUGACCUACAUUGUAGAGCCACUCUUUGAGGAAUGGGCCAAGUUUACAGGAGACACUCCCCUAUCCGAAAAUAUGCUAAGCCAUCUCAGGAGAAACAAGGCCAAGUGGAGGAGUUUGCUCCACAAGCAACACAGCAGUAGCCAGCGCAAUGACCACUCAGGUCAAGUGACUGAAAAUGAAGAGCAAACUUUAAAUGAAGGCGACAUCCCAUAGUGCCAGUUUUGACUCUUCGUUAUAGUAUGGCUGCAUCUUCUUUAUUAGUCACAACAGUAAGCCAAAUCGUCAGGAACUGUAAGGCCAUCAUCAACAAUAUGGAAAGGGAAGAAAAAGGGAAGCAGAAGCUAUAAGGGUCCUCAUGAAUAAACCCACCCUACUUCUGGGUUUCAAUCUGAGCUCCUUUGAAUUCACUCUCUCCUCUUCCUUAUCCUUCCACAUAUAUCUGAAGCCAUUCAUCACUUCUGAUCAUUAACUGCUUGAAUAAGGAACUCCAUUCAGUAGUGAUGAAGCUGGGCCAGUAAGUGGCUACCAACUAACGGGGAGGAUUAGAGAGAAAGCAUGGGAGAUGUCAACAUAUUUCAUUCACCCUGGCUCAUAUUGUGACAGGUAGCUGUAUAUAGGCCCAGAGCGCCAUACACAGUUUUAAGUCUGGCAGCUGGACUGCGCAUUAAACCACCAGCAUCUUCAGAACUCAGAGGACAUUGGCUGAGUGAGAGUGCACAGAGGAGAGAAUCUCAUCAUUUUAAUAAUUAAAAUAAUUAAAAAACCUUUUUAACUUUUAUAUUCUGUGCACUAGACAACAGAUCAAGAAACCUUGGACCAAGGUAACUCUAUGUACAAACAACUCAGUGGGACAAGGCUCAUUUGGUUAAUCAUUUUUAUGCCACUUUAGCUAAGAGACGGAUAUCUUCUCCCUGUAGAGAACAGCAGUCCCUAGCAAAUGAAAGGGAAGGUGUUGUACAGUCUAAACCUUUGCAACAUUACCAGAUCUAUCUUUUUGAUGACUCUGUUUCAAUGACAUGUUUAUAUCCAUGUGUACAUUUUCUGUAAAUACAAAGCGCUACUGAUUCCCAUGCCAAAAUACUGAAGUAUUAUGGGAUUGCUACCUGUAUAAACAAUGGCACUGUGAACAGAAUACUGUUAGUUUUAAUACAAGAGAAAGCAUUUGUAAAUAUGGUAUAGAGUUUAUUAAUACACUGUUGUUUGCAGAUAAAGGCCUUAACUUUUAGCAUCAUUCACUGCUAGCUGUUCAGAUCAUAGCAUCUGAACUCUCUUUUCAUUUUCAGCCUUCCAGCAGAGGUCAUAAAAGAAUGAAAUCUGUGAGGGCAUUUUCUGAAAACUUCACAUGCAUUCCAUAUGAAUUCAUAUUGUUUAAUCCAUGGCAUAGUGCACACUCAGUCUAAUCAGAUGCUUCACAAAGCCUGAAGAUAUUUUUUUAAACCACAGCAAUAUUACACAAUCUAUUUUACAGUUCAAACUGGUAAACAUAUAGUCAAGAGUUUUGAUUUUUUUAUUAUGUAGCAGAGUAGUCUACAGUGCCACACACACACAAGUGAGGGUUAGAUGCUGGUUUUGAUCCUGGCAUUCUGGCAGUUCUAGAUUCCAUUUGCUUUCUCAAAUGAUGCAGAACUGUAAUGUCACUUCUUAUUUAUUUAUUUUUUAGGCUUUAGAUAAGUUUUUAGGUAUUUCCCCCCAUCUUAAUAAAAAUACUUUAUCCAGCUUUUAUCAUUUUUAAAUCUCACUUACUGAAUGAAAAUAUGUUGUAGCCAAUCUAGUAAAUUCCUGCUUAACUAUUACUGGCAGUAGCUUUGUGGAGCUUCCCCUUCUCACUUCCAAUAUUUUUGAAAGAUGUGCAUUGUAGCCUACCCCAUAAACAUCCUCUGUUGGGACAUUCAUUGGAACCUGUUCCUUAAGUUCCUCCAGUCAGAUGAGACUUGGAGUUGGGGCACUAACUGGUGUUAGUCAGGUGUUUGUUUUUAGCGUAUUACUCUGAUAGCAAGUGCAAUGCUGUUACAGAACUAUUUUUUCUACUCAAUCUUAUUUAAAGAAAGAGUUUUCUGUUAGAAAGCUGUCCUCCAUUUCAGGCUCCAUAGUAGUACAAUUGUAUUGUGUGACAUGAUUGCCUUGGAGAGAGAGCAACAUAGGCCAACACAGUUUAUAGAGAAUGUUUGAAAAUUAUGUGUUUACUCUUGGUGUAAAAGUGCAAAGUAAUAAGGGAUAUAUUAAUUAUAAAAAGGCUUAAUGAUGUUGUUAGAGGUAAAAUUUCCAUACUGAUAAGAGAUCCAAUCAAUUAAGGGCAUAAUCUAAGUUUUAGUAAAGAAGGCUAUGCAUGUAAUCAGUAAUAUAUGCGUAUAAUCAAUUAGUGGAGAAGGGGACUGAAGCACAUAGUGAAGUAUAAAGGUGAAUUUUAGAUAACACUGGAAAGAUGAAGCAUGUUGGGCCAGAUAGCUUGGUCCUCUCCUAUCAUUUUAUAUUGUGUGGCAGCAGAUAAUGGACAAUGAGAACAUUUUUCUUCCUCAAGCCUUCCAAGCAGGACACACAUCACAUUGCAGUUUGCUAUCUGAUCUUACUAACAGUGCCUGCAAUUCAGGGAGGGAGGAACCACUGCUUAAGUAGUGGAACAAGAAUAUGUUCCCUUCCUUCCAAAACACAAUUGUUGCCUUUUCUGUGAUCGAAAUGAAUGCCCCUUCUAUUGUUUGUUAGCCUGCACUGCUGCAUUCUUUUAGGACCUAUAUUUCCUCCUGCUACUCCAUCACUUUAGAAUAAGUCAGGACAUGUGUUACUCACAACACAGAGCCCUUGAAGGAUAAACAGCACUUUAGAAGAUAAAAAGCCUGCCUAAGUCCCUCCAGAAGUGAGAAAGAGAAUGUCCCUUCCCUUUUGUUUGUUUUUAAUUAUAAAUGUAACCUCUCUCCAGUUAGUUUGGAAGACUUUUUUUUAAAGCUGUUCUAUAGCUUUGAAUGAAACAAGUCUAUUCAAUAUUGUAUGUUGCCAGCUGUUUCUGUUGCUACAUGCUAGUAGAGAGAGUCAGAUCAUUGUGGCAUUUCAUACUUUAAUUUGCUGUUCUGAGGAGUUUGUAGAAAAUAGAUCCUGGGGCAGAUCUUUGCACAGUCAGAGGCCUGCAAUGAUGUCCACAGUACAAUCCAGACUUUUAUUAUUAGCACCUAAAAUCUGUUAUUCAUGUCAACCCUUAUAAAGUUAAAGUUUCUAACUACUCUAAACUGAAAGAGCUGCUCUUAAAAAUAGAUGAGGACUUCUUUUCAUGAAAUUGAAAUGCACACACCUGCAAAGUUGCAAACAAUAACCUUUACUAGUGAAACAAUACUUGAAAGAAAUUCAGGCUGGCUUCAGCAUCUACCUAAAUGACAUGUAAAUCAAAGAAAUUAUACUAGCCGUGGUCUGUCUAAGCUAGUUUGCCUCAGGUGCUCCAGACUGGUUCACAUCAAAAGAGGGCUGUGAAGUGAGCCCUGGGAGCAGCUGCCUGCCAACCAGACAGUUUUGGGCUCUGUGCUGAAAAGCAAGAAUUCUGGGUGAGUUCCACCAUUUAUUUUCCCCAUAGAAGACGUCUGACUGCACUUGAUGCACUCAGUUCAACACCACCAGCAACUAAAUAUACACUGUUGAUUCAUGUGUUAUAUGUUGUCUUGUUUGGAGCACAGAAAUACUUGUAAAACCCCAGGCUGGGAAUGGGGCAAUAGAAUGGAAAGGUAGGGAAAAAUGAAACAUUUGCACAGAAGAGAAGGACAUGGACUUUUGUCCCAUUAGCUGCAUUUGACACUUUAUAGAAGACCUAUGUACAUUAAUUCUUACUUCUUCUAAGAGGGCCUCUUGGGGCUGCACAGCUCAAGUUCAAGAGUUUUCCAGUUGGGUUCGCUUUUUAGAAGCACAUACUGAAGAGAGCUCUCAAGCAUACUCCUACACAAAAAAUAUAUAUCUUGGUUAAAACCCACAUUUGUUUUCUUAAAGGAACGAUUAUGUACUGCCGUAGAUGUGAAUGCUGUAAUUAAAAAUUAAAUAAAGCAAGGAAAAUAGUUUAGACUAUUAGCCUUGAUUCAUAAAGCAUAUAAGUAUGUUUUUUUGCUGUAUCAGAGCCUUAAAUAGCAGCAGAGGAUCAGCAUUUAGAUCACUAAUGAAAGAAAGAGGAAAGAAAUACAGAAGUAAACAUGAAAGAGAGAGAGAGACAGACAGACAUUGCAGCGGGUCACUGUUUUAGCCCAAGACAUUCUUCAUAUUUUAAACAAAACAAAUGUAAGAAAAGUAGACAAGUUACAGUAGCAGCCAAAGGACUCAUUAGCACAACACAAUAAUGUCAGCCACUAUGCACAACAUGGUGGAAGAAAGAGUGUAGAUUUAGAAUCCAUGUCACCAGAGUUGGUGACUGGACAAAAAUGAUAUGAGCUGCCUUUCCAUCUGACUUACUGUGCAUUGUGGAGCACCUCAAGGCUUCAGAUAAAACAUGGUUUAGAUGAAGGGGACAGCCUACAAAUAAGCAUUGAAAAGGCUAUAGCAUAAGGCUCCUAAGCCCCGAAACACAGCAAGCUUGGUCAGCAUUCUCAUGGAGCACAACAAAAAGUGACAGAAUAUGUGUUAAACAAGCUAGGAUUGUACUGCACAUCUUUCUUCAAACAACACCUACUCAAAACAAUUACCAAGCAAGGGUCAAACCAACCAAAAAGGGAACUAUUUGAUUUAAUACAGCAAGUAGAAUAGAUGUCCUACUGGCUCUUUUCUUUCUAUGAUUGUUUUAACUUGUGCAGUUCAUUAAGCCUAUAUUGUAAGGUUGUAUGAAAGAAAUUCCAUUUACACCACUAGCAGCACACUAAAUGAAAUGGACCAUCUGUCAAAUUGCAUCACAGACACUUCACUAGCCCUUAGUGUUAGUAGCCUCAACAGUCUAAGUCAGCCAAAACCAAGAAUAAAAGCCCAACAGCUCUCAUGGGAGCAGCAGUCCCAGUCAUGGCUGAAUACCACACAAGCUGUAGUAGUGAUGACUUUCAUCAGGCCAGUCAGUCAGCAUACCAACCACAAUUUAUUCCCUGCUGAUAGCCAGUCUGUGUCACUGAACUGAGCUGGAUAUAAGAUGGUCCCUUUGGCCUGACUUGUGUCACAGAAGAUCAGUACUUGUAAUUCAUUGGCUAUUAUGCAUAAAGGUUUGUGUUAUGUUAAUUUUGUUUUUACAGUAGAAGAUUAAAUCUGAAAUAACCAAGCAUGCAAAUACAAAAAAAAAAAAAAAAA
This is a messenger RNA of Gopherus evgoodei (Goodes thornscrub tortoise), 6678 nucleotides long. It is a transcript of the gene PDE7B, whose product is annotated as phosphodiesterase 7B. Lineage: Eukaryota; Metazoa; Chordata; Testudines; Testudinidae. Gene Ontology annotation, molecular function: 3',5'-cyclic-AMP phosphodiesterase activity. The transcript is spliced from 12 exons. The record is from RefSeq and is a predicted model, not a curated record. The coding region runs from base 160 to 1659 and encodes 499 amino acids.